Camellia sinensis is the source of this 734-nucleotide messenger RNA. RefSeq names its product transcription factor PRE6. The record is from RefSeq and is a predicted model, not a curated record. Lineage: Eukaryota; Viridiplantae; Streptophyta; Magnoliopsida; Ericales; Theaceae. Gene Ontology annotation, biological process: regulation of DNA-templated transcription; regulation of growth. Gene Ontology annotation, molecular function: protein dimerization activity.
GCUUUCUCCGAUGCAAUUGUCUUCAUCACAUCCAACAUCGCUGUCUAUGUUAUGUACUAUGUCUUUCUUCUCCCUUGCGGUCCUCCUCCUUAUAUAUUCACUUUUCUUAUAGUCCCCAUAUCUAACACUAGCUCUAUUUCUUUCUUUCUUUCUUCUUCUAUCUUCCCCAGCCCUAUUUUUGUUCUCAGAGAAGCUUCUCUCUCUCUCUAGUAAACCAUAACCAUUUUUCGACACAGACAGAUACACCCAUAUUAUAAAGAUAUGUCUAGCAGAAGGUCGAGGCAGUCAGCAGGAGCUUCAAGGAUCAGUGAUGAUCAGAUCAUUAAUCUUGUGUCCAAGUUACAGCAACUUCUUCCCGAGAUUCGCAAUAGGCGUUCUGACAAAGUAUCUGCUUCGAAGGUGUUACAGGAGACAUGCAACUAUAUUAGGAAUUUGCAUAGAGAAGUGGAUGAUCUCAGCGACAGACUCUCCCAGCUGUUGGCAACCCUUGAUGCUGAUAGUGCUGAGGCAUCCAUAAUUAGGAGUUUGAUCAUGUAAUCAAUUUUUAUUUAUAUAUAAAGUGUUGUACUCAUAUAUAUAUAUAUAUAAUAGCUACUUCUCGUUUUUAGGGUUUGGUAAAACCUAUUAUGCCAAUCAUGAGUCCGAAUUUACAUAUAUGUAUGUAUGUUCCUUGUGAACACAUGUUGUAGUAAAGUUUGUAUCAAUAAGGGCUUUUACUUGGCAAACCUCCUAUA